ACACACUCUCUCUCUCUCUUUCUCUCUCUCUCAUAUCCAAUCCAUAAACCCUCAUAAAACCCCUCUGAAGCUUUCUCCUCCUCCCCUCCCCCUCCCCUGUACUCUGUAGCGAAACCCUAGUUUCGCUCCAUCCAUGGCCGCGGCCAGGUCCCCUCUCCCCCCAGUCUCGCUCCCCGACCUCCUCUUCUCCGGAUCCCCUUCUCGCCCCAGGGUUUGGUGGAGGCUCCCGGCGCCCAAAUGCCCUCGCCGCCCCUCGACAGGGAUCCGCACCAGCGCGUUCUACACCGAGGGCGCCCCCGCCGCGGUGGCGCCGCGCAAGGAGAGGGCGGAGCCGGAGGCGGACGAGAUCGCGCUCCUCAAUGAACGGAUCCGGCGGGAGCACGGCCGCCGCGAGGCGGCGAGGGCGGCGACGCCGCCCAUGGACGCCGCCGAGGCGGAGGAGUACAUAAGCAUGGUGAAGGAGCAGCAGCAGAGGGGGCUACAGAAGCUUCGGGGGGGCGACGGUGAAGGGAAAGGUAUAGGAGGGUUAGGGUACCGGGUGGAUCCCUACGUGCUCCGGCCGGGGGACUACGUCGUGCACAAGAAGGUUGGGAUUGGGAAAUUUGCGGCGAUUAAGUAUGAUGUGCCCAAGGAUUCGUCGUCGGGGCCGAUCGAGUACGUGUUUAUUGAGUACGCAGAUGGGAUGGCGAAGCUUCCUGUUAAGCAGGCGAGUCGCGUGCUCUACCGAUACAAUCUGCCAAACGAAACAAAAAAGCCACGGGCCUUGAGCAAGUUGAAUGACCCUAGCACAUGGGAGAGGAGAAGGAUAAAGGGGAAGAUUGCUGUACAGAAAAUGGUUGUUGACUUGAUGGAGCUAUACUUGCAUAGGUUAAAACAGAAAAGGCCCCCAUACCCGGAGAAUCCGGCCGUGGCUGAAUUCGCUGCUCAAUUUCCUUAUGAGCCUACUCCUGAUCAGAAGCAGGCUUUUAUUGAUGUUGAGAAGGAUCUUACGGAAAGAGAGACACCGAUGGAUAGAUUGAUUUGUGGUGAUGUUGGGUUUGGCAAAACUGAAGUUGCAUUGCGUGCCAUCUAUUGUGUCGUCUCUGCUGGGAAGCAAGCUAUGGUUCUUGCACCGACUAUUGUCCUGGCUAAGCAACAUUUUGAUGUAAUUUCUGAGCGCUUCUCUGGAUAUCCUCAUAUAAAGGUUGGUCUGCUGAGCAGGUUUCAGACAAAGUCGCAAAAAGAAGAAUAUCUUUCAAUGAUAAAGAAGGGCCGUUUGGAUAUUAUCGUUGGAACUCAUGCUCUUCUUGGGAACCGAGUGGUCUAUAGCAAUCUGGGUCUGCUUGUUGUCGACGAGGAGCAGAGGUUUGGCGUGAAACAGAAGGAAAAGAUAGCAUCAUUCAAGACUUCUGUCGAUGUCCUCACCCUCUCUGCAACACCUAUUCCUCGAACUCUUUACCUAGCAUUGACUGGAUUUCGUGAUGCUAGCUUAAUUUCUACGCCUCCUCCAGAGAGGGUUCCAAUAAAAACCCAUUUGUCAGCUUAUAGUAAGGAAAAGGUUUUACAAGCUAUCAAAUUUGAGCUGGAUCGUGGUGGUCAAGUGUUCUAUGUGUUACCCCGGAUUAAAGGGCUGGAAGAAGUAAAGGAAUUUCUAGAGCAAUCAUUCCCGAACAUAGCAAUUGCAAUUGCUCAUGGAAAGCAAUACUCGAAGCAGCUUGAAGAAACAAUGGAAAACUUUGCUCUGGGAGAAAUUAAAAUUCUUAUUUGCACAAACAUAGUUGAAAGUGGACUUGACAUUCAGAAUGCUAACACCAUUAUCAUUCAGGAUGUUCACCAAUUCGGGCUUGCUCAGUUGUAUCAGCUGCGUGGGAGGGUGGGACGAGCAGACAAAGAAGCUUUUGCAUAUUUAUUCUACCCUGACAAAUCAUUGCUCUCUGAUCAAGCAUUGGAGAGAUUAGCUGCUGUUGAAGAAUAUGGAGAACUAGGCCAAGGUUUCCAUCUUGCAGAAAGGGAUAUGGGUAUAAGAGGAUUUGGAAAUAUUUUUGGUGAGCAGCAGACUGGUGAUAUUGGAAAUGUUGGCAUCGAUCUUUUCUUCGAAAUGCUGUUUGAGAGCUUAUCAGAGGUUGAAGAACAUCGCCUUGCAUCAAUUCCUUACAAAAAAGUUCAGCUUGAUAUAGAUAUUACUCCCCACCUCUCUUCAGAGUACAUAAACUAUCUUGAAAACCCUCUCAAGAUAAUUAAUGAAGCUGAGAAAGCUGCAGAGAAGGACAUGUGGAGCUUAAUGCAAUUCACAGACAAUCUGCGUCGACAAUAUGGAAAGGAACCUCGGUCAAUGGAGGUACUGCUUAAAAAGCUUUAUACACGGCGAAUGGCUGCAGAUCUUGGUAUCAGUAACAUGUAUGCCUCCGGCAAGGUGGUCGUCAUGACCACAAACAUGAGCAAGAAGGUGUUUAAGCUCAUGAAAGAGUCGAUGGCAUCAGAUAUACACCGGAAUUGUUUAACUUUCUCAGGGAGUGAAAUUAAGGCUGAACUUCUUCUGGAGCUACCAAGAGAACAACUCCUUAACUGGAUUUUCCAGUGCUUAGUGGAGCUCUAUGCUGCGUUGCCGGCUCUUGUGAAGUAUUAGUAUUCUCUCCCAAAGGACUUACAUGAAAACUUUCCCGUCUCCCACUGAGAAUGCAGUUGGCUGGUGCAUGCCGAAAAAGGAGAACGACAAGCUCAGGCUUUUCGAUCUAUAAACUUACAAAGGAAAGUUGCAACGCAUUACUCACUCAAGAUAUCUUUAUCGAUCAUAAUAGAUCGUAAAUGAGAGUCAUAGCAAUGUAAUCUUGUUGAUAGUGCCAACACUGGAACUCGUCGAAGGAAACUGGUGUCCUUAGCCUGGAUUUGCUCGCACAACAACAGUCUCCAGCUAGUUCUGGUGCGGCAUGUUUACUAAUUUCAUAAACUUUCAGAUAUUAAUAGAGCCUAACAUGAUGUCACAUUAUUUAGAGUACACGAAGAGGUUAGUAUCUAUAAAUCUCAUAAGAAGCAGGCUAAUAAAUAGCAGUAGGUAAAGACGUAUGGAUCUGACCUGCACUAUGGCCUCUGAGGAUGACUAUCCAACUUUUAGAUGUUUUGAUUUUGAUAAUUAACCUUCUAGUUUGUUGUAUUGAGUCAUUUGAUAGCACUUCGAUCACUGAAUUUAAGCACAUGGUUUCUAAAAUGGAUGUUGUUGUCCUCAAUCUCUGCUUCGUAACACUAAAUAGCCCUGAUGAAAUGAGGUGCUUGGUUUAUUUCCGGGCGCUCAGAUUUGUGGAUUCCAGAGAGCCUACUCUCGAGUUAGGUAGAGACCAGGCGCCUGGGUUUCUUGAGAGCUUUCUGUUUGGUCAAAAAUUGGACGCUUGAUAUGGUUCUGGAUGUCCGGACCUGUGAACUAGUUUCUGUUUGACCAGAAGCAAAACCUGGCGCAAACAGAAAAACUGGGCAUACGGUUUUCCAAACUCAGCUCUCUAUCCAGAAAUUAGGCUUAACAAAUUGGGCGCAAGCAGAAAAUCAGGCGCUCUGAUUUCCUGUUGAAGCAGGAAAUCAACUCAAAAAUGCAAAAUCAAAAAGAGGUGAAAUCUUAAAUUGAUCAAGCCAAAACAUUCAACAAAAUAAGCAGUUUAACAUGGUGCAAAUAACAUAGUAUAAGUCCUGUUUCAUACAUAUUUGCCAAUUGAUCUCUAUGUGCUGAAAAGCACAGUAAGAUAUACUAUUAAGAAGUUGAGGAUUCAAGUCCCAACAUGUCUAAUUUUCUUCUUGAAGCAUCAAACUUGGCAUCAUCAAAUGUAACAUUGUGUUUGCAUGUUGUGAAGGUAAUCGUUGCUAGAAUACAUGUCAAUUAUACUAUAAUGAGAUGAUUCAACACAUUGCAUGACUGGCUAAUGCUAUUUUCAAAUAGUUUACUGGAGACAGAUGAGGAAUUUGUUACCAACGGUGCCAAUGCCAAUGAAUCAUUCUUUUUUCAUUUUCUUCCGUGGUCACGAA
Messenger RNA from Ananas comosus (pineapple), 3987 nucleotides. Its product is annotated as ATP-dependent DNA helicase At3g02060, chloroplastic-like. The transcript is spliced from 15 exons. NCBI's taxonomy places the organism in Eukaryota, Viridiplantae, Streptophyta, Magnoliopsida, Poales, Bromeliaceae. The record is from RefSeq and is a predicted model, not a curated record. Gene Ontology annotation, molecular function: nucleic acid binding; ATP binding. The coding region runs from base 134 to 2605 and encodes 823 amino acids.